ACAGACAUCGCUAACUUCCGGUCAGCUGAUAGCGAAUCAUCGGUGUUUGCAAACAGAACUACUGUGGCUUCAUGCCUGCACCGUCCAGUGACACCACACACCGCCGCGGUCAUGGCAGAAAAUGAUGAAAGCGAAAUAAUCGAGCACCACGACGACGAGGAGAUGGAGAAGAGACGGGCGCAGAGGAAUCACUUCCAUUCCUUUCUGGAGAGCGUCUCGUCGUCGGAGACGGACGGACACAGCAGCACGCAGUCCUCACACCGCCUGCUCGCCUACAGUGAUGCGCUCAUCUCCAUCAUCGCCACUGUAAUGAUACUGCCUGUUGCACAUACAAAAUUUCAGGACAAUGAGGAACUGAAACAGAGUAUUCAGGCUUUGCUCACCACCAAGGUUGCUGUCUACUUGAUGACUUUUUUGAUUGUCACUGUUGCUUGGGCUGCACAUAUCCGGUUGUUUCAAGUCAUUGUACGCAUUGAUGACAAUCUUGCACUGCUUAACCUGGCAUGUAUGAUGCUUAUAACCUUUCUACCAUACACAUUCUCUCUCAUGGCAACAUUCCCUAAUUAUAUUCUUGGCAUCCUCCUCUUCUGUGCUUGUGUCAUGGUGAUCGGUUUAAUUCAGUGCUUGAUUGUCUUGUAUGGAUUCAGCCGUCCUUUUCUCCUCAAUGACCAGAUCCAAAUGUCUGAGAAUCAGGCUUAUUACAAGCAGCACAUCCUCAAAGUCAUCAUGAAGGUUCCUAUCAUGUGCCUGUUUGCCAGCAUUUUUUCAGUCAUCUUCUUCCAAUUGUCCUACGUCAUUUUGGCUAUUGUCAUAUUCCUGCCCUACAUCUCUGGGUUUUUAAAAUGGAUCUGGAAUAAAGCCAUCGGUGGUCAGGUGGAAGACAGUCCAGAUUCAGUGCUCUUCUACACCUAUCAGCUCAAUGAACCUUUGAGUAAAGAGCGAGUGGAGGCGUUCAGCGAUGGGGUGUACGCAAUCGUAGCUACGCUGCUCAUCUUAGACAUUUGUGAAGACAACGUGCCUGAUCCGUCUGUGGUGAAAAAGGAGUUUAACAACAGCCUUGUUACCGCGCUCCAGCAGUACGGCCCCGAGUACCUGGCUUACUUCGGUUCCUUCGCCACCGUUGGGCUGCUUUGGUUCGUUCAUCACUCUCUCUUCCUGCACGUGAUAAAGGCCAAUCGCCUCAUGGGCCUCUUCAACACGUUCUCCCUGGCCUUCGUGGGUGGCCUGCCGCUCGCCUACCAGCUCACGCACGAGUUUCCCAGAGGCUCCCGCAAUGAGCUGGAGGCCGUGCAGAUCAGCUGCGUCAUAAUCUUCUUCGCCGGUCUGUUCCAGCUAGCGAUGUGGGUGGUGGCGCUUUUCACAGAGCGUGAGACGUUGCACCCAUACGUGCGCUACGGCGGUCGAGAGCACACCUUUAUGCUAGCCAAGCUCUCGCUCUACCCCUGCGUGGCACUCGGGACCUUCUUUCUCACCUGCAUCCUGAGCCGCUUCAGCGCGUCCAUCUUUCACAUGAUGGAGAUAGGCGUACCGUUCGCUUUUCUUUUACUGAGGCUUCUGGUCCGUGUGGCGCUGGCGCUACUCAGAUGGCUCUUCUGUUCUGCAAGAAAUGAUUUGGACAAUGUUCCAGUAGUGGAGGAGGACUCACAGUUGCCUAUUGUUGAUGUAGUGACUUAGCAGUGAAUGGAGAAGAAAAAAACACCUCGAUGUUUGACCUAAGAUCAAGGUUAGGCUAGCUUUCCAGCGCCAUCGUUUAUAAUUAAUGCUGCAACUGACAGCUUUGGCUGAAUAAGGCGUCCGUAUGGGUCAGAUCUCUCCAGUCAUUUAGCAUAAUAGACAAAGGAAGUGAUUGAUGUAGUGUGAUAAGCCAUUGGUCUUCAUCGUGAUGAGUCUUCAAUGUCGUAAGAUGUGGAAGAGAUUUUUUUUUUGUUUCUAAUUACAGAAAUUCACAGAGGUUUUUAAGCAUCCUACAGUUUUUAUUAGCAUGCUAAAACAUUGUCUUUGUUUUUAUGUUCAUAUGUUAAUGUGAAUUGAAUUACCUAGAGGUUUUCACUAAAUUCAAACUGUAAGAACUACAAAAAGAACUACAGAGAUUUUAAGACCAGGAUAUGUUAUGUUGGUUUUAGUUAAUACUAUAGUUUUAUUACUAUCAUUUUUUUUUUAUUUAGUUAAUUAUUUUGACUUUUGUACUGAGCUUCUUGCGAUUGUAAAUAUGAUCACAUAUAAAGAGCUGUGGCCUGUUGCAUGAAGCUAGUUGAACAAACUCUGAGUUUCAGAGUAGGUUUGGAGUUGACAAAUCCAGAUAAAUCCAACCGGGGGCCUGUACCAUGAUGGUAGUUGAACAAACUCAGGGUAAUAGGAUUAGUUUCGAGUUGACAAAACCAAACCACUCCAAUCCGGCUUUGUUGGUACCAUGAUGCUGAUCAUCAACUUUCUCUGUCAACUCAGGCUUUGAUCCUGAGUUUGUGGAGCGCGUGCACACGAAUGCGUGACAUCAGUGGCAAACAGCCAAUCACAUGCCUUGCAACAGAAAUAAACUGUGAUUCACUUCUCGCGAGAGAGCCAGCGCGAUUCAAAACUCUUUCGCUGAAAAUGAAGAAUUUAAAUGCAUUUACAUUAAUAGAAAAUACUUGUCUGUGAAAGAGGACAAAUAAAAUAAAUUAUCUUGCUCUAUCAGUGCAAGUGAAACUUUUUGGUUGCUUGAUAAUAUAUAGUAAUAGAGACUCAUACAUGUAAGGUCACAUGUAGUCAUUUUUAAAAAGAAAUCUAUGGAUUCUACAGCUUCUUUGAUCUGUAGGCCUGUAUAUUAAUAUUAAUUUAAAUGCUUAAUAAUAAAUUAAAAUUGCUUGUUUGUAAUGGAUUAAUAAUAAUAUAGAUCAUAUUAUAAUUAUAUAAAGCAUAUAAUAAUUUUAAUUAUCAUUAAAGCCAGACAAUUUCAUCUCUAAAUAUUUGUUUUUAUAUAGUGACCUUUAAUUUGGAGGAAGAGUGUUGUGCCGAAUUCUGACCCCCGCCAAAUUAUUACCCCCCUAGUAUUGGUAGGUUUAGGGUUAGGGGUGGGAUUAGGAUUAAGCCGCGGUCACACUAGACUUUGAACGUGCGAAAUUUUUUCGGAUGCUAACGGUCGUGAUAUGACGUCACGGUCUACAGCGUCUUUUUAUAAACAUGAAUUCAACACAUAACUUAAAGUAAUACAUUUAAAAUGUAAAAAUAUAGAACCUACUCGACUUUACUGCAAAAAUAUAAUUCUUUUCAUUCAGCCAAGAGGUCAUGCCGUGACGAAUCGAUCUUCUACUGGUCGCACGUCUUCACGUGAUGCGAAUUCGCAGGUCAGAGUUCACCAAACUUGAACUUUGGAACGCAGCGAAAUGAGAAAUUUUUCGCACGAGCUUGCGUUUCCAGUCUGACGCAUUCGCAUGCGUUUGAAUGGAAGUCAAUGGAACGAAAAGUGCAGUAUGACCGCACCUUUAGGCAGUCAGGUAUAGCGACUUCAACGAGGGGGGUAAUAAUUUGGCAGGGAGUCAAAAUUGGGCACAACACCGGCUUCAUGGUACAGGCCCCUGGUUUAGAUCAGGAUCAACUGUUGCACAACGCUCGGUAUAAACUUUCUCUGUCAACUCAGGUUUAAAGGUGAUAGAGAGGAUUUUUUCGUCGACUGAGAAUCCAAAGACUGUUACUGAGUUUUUGAAAUGAGCGCAUGCGUAAGAACAACCCCCUCCUUCACA
Molecule: messenger RNA, 3719 nt
Organism: Megalobrama amblycephala (Wuchang bream)
Lineage: Eukaryota; Metazoa; Chordata; Actinopteri; Cypriniformes; Xenocyprididae
Gene: tmem175
Product: transmembrane protein 175
Exons: 10
Coding region: 112-1674 (520 amino acids)
Cellular component (GO): endosome; lysosome
Molecular function (GO): proton channel activity; potassium ion leak channel activity
Source: RefSeq, a predicted model, not a curated record